Messenger RNA from Plasmodium gonderi, 1716 nucleotides. RefSeq names its product serine C-palmitoyltransferase. The coding region runs from base 1 to 1716 and encodes 571 amino acids. The record is from RefSeq and is a predicted model, not a curated record. The transcript has a single exon. Gene Ontology annotation, cellular component: serine palmitoyltransferase complex. Lineage: Eukaryota; Apicomplexa; Aconoidasida; Haemosporida; Plasmodiidae. Gene Ontology annotation, biological process: sphingosine biosynthetic process; ceramide biosynthetic process. Gene Ontology annotation, molecular function: pyridoxal phosphate binding; serine C-palmitoyltransferase activity.
AUGCAUUUGAACAAGCUAGUUGAUUUUAACUACUUCGUAGGUCUAGACGCCCUUAAGAGUUUUGAUAUAGUUAAUUAUCUAAUAGCAGUCAUUGUUCUAUUGGCAAUAGUACUAGCCAUAUUUAAUGAAGAUACAUCUACGGGAUCCCCAAGGUUAUCUUGGGUAUUAGGAGAAUAUUUGCCAAUACAACAGUCUAUUUUUUCUCUAAAUACGAAUGCAGAAAAGCAAUUAUUUAAGAAGGAAAAUAGGAAAACAUAUGCACUUAUCACAUUUGUAUGUAAUUUUUUUAUGAAAUUAAAAUGUUCCGUAUGGGAAGGUACAUUUUUACAUUUACUAAAUGAGUGGUAUAAAAGUGGGAUCAAUAAAUUAGUAUUAUAUAAAAAGUUGGCUGUGUUAAAAUACAAAUCUGAAUCGAAAAGACACUUUUAUUAUUUGGUUCUAAAGCAUAAAUACAAAUUGCCAAUUGACAAAAAUGAAAAUGAAAUGAAAAGUUAUUUAGACGCAAAAAGAGAAAUGGUUCGUAUAAAUAGAUGGGCAUUUAUGUGGAAAGUAUCUGAUGUGAAAAAUGAAUACAUUACUUGUGAAAAUAGUAAAGUAAGACCUAUAUCUUCAUAUUCAUAUUUAGAUUUUAUAAGAGAACCAUUAGUACAAAAUUAUGCCAUCAAAGCAGCCAUGGAGUGGUCGACAGGAAAUCAUGGUCCUAGAUUAUUAGGUGGGAAUAAUGAAAUUUUAAGAGACUUAGAAAAAACGGUUGGUAAAUUUUUUGGUAGAAACGAUUCUAUUUUAGCUGUUUGUGGGUUCUUAGCUUGUAUGUCAGGUAUAGCAGCAGUGGCUACAUCAAGUGAUCUUGUUUUAUAUGACAGUCGUACGCAUGCUUGUGUAAAAAUAGGAAUUCAAAUAAGUGGUGCGAAAGCUUACACAUUUAAACAUAACAAUUGUAACCAUUUAGAAACAUUGUUAAUAAAACACAGAAGCAAAUAUAGAACCUGUUGGGUAUGUCUUGAAUCUGUAUACUCCAUGGAUGGUGAUAUACCACAUUUGCCAUCCUUUAAAAAAAUAUGCGUUAAAUAUAAUGCGAAAUUAUUUGUAGAUGAAGCACAUGGAUUGGGAGUUUUAGGAAAAACAGGAAGAGGAUUAGAAGAACAUUUUAAUAUGCCAGGAUCUGUAGAUUUAAUAGUAGGAACCUUUAGUAAAUCGAUUGGUGCAGUUGGAGGAUACAUAGUUGCUUCCGAUGAUGUAAUAGAAUUUAUGGACAUUCAUUGUAUAGGCAAUGUUUUUUCAGCACCUCUACCUGCAUAUUGUGCAGGUGGUGCAUUAAAAGCUUUUGAAUUAAUAGAUACACAACCAUGGAGGAUUGAAAAACUUAAAUUCAACACAAAAUAUUUAAGAAAUGGAUUAAAGACAGGUAUGGGUCUAUGGCCAAAAGAAUAUCCGGAAUGUUAUAAAUAUAUCAUUGAAGGUGAUGAUGAGACAAGUGUUAUACCAGUUAUUUUUCCAAAUGACCCUGAUAGAUUACUAAAAAUUUGUAAUGUUCUUUUUCAAAAAAAAUGGAUGAUUUCAGCAGUUACUUAUCCUGCAUGUCCUUUAAAAUUCCCCAGAUUUAGAGUCACAGCGACCGCUGCAUAUUCAGUUGAAUACAUGAACGAUUUUAUUCGCGAUUUGGUUAAUGCAACUAUUUUUGUGGAACCUUCUCCAUUCGAUAGUGGUGUUUUAUAA